Panicum virgatum (switchgrass) is the source of this 1164-nucleotide messenger RNA. RefSeq lists its product as uncharacterized. The coding region runs from base 1 to 783 and encodes 260 amino acids. The transcript has 4 exons. NCBI's taxonomy places the organism in Eukaryota, Viridiplantae, Streptophyta, Magnoliopsida, Poales, Poaceae. The record is from RefSeq and is a predicted model, not a curated record.
AUGGCCGGAGUAUCCGGGUGUUACAGCUACCUCGAGCUAGUUGGUUUCAGCUGGCCUCCAGGAUAUACCGUUGGUACAGACGGCUUCAGGAAUCUGAGGUUCUGCCUUGUGGGCACAACGCUCAAGUUUCAGAUGGGCGCCAUGCCAAGGCUUGAACACCUGCAGUUUGUAGUUUAUGCAGGGUAUUGGAGCUCGGUAGAAGAUGAUGGUGUGCCGUUGGAGCAGUUCCCAACAAAGGAAGAAAUCGAAGAUCUUGACUUGGGUCUGGAUAACCUCCUUUCACUUGAGCAAGUCGGCGUCACAGUCGACUGCACGGGUGCUACUGCCGCAGAAGUGCAGGAAGUGGAGGCUAUGGUCACGCAUGCUGUGGAAAAUCAUCCCAACCGUCCAACCAUAAAAAUGGAUCGAGUAUAUGAAGAUGGCAUCUUAUCUGAUGAACAUAAGGUGGCUCUACUUCAGCACCACAUUGAAGAACGUUUCAGUGUGCUCGAGUGGAAGGAUGAUCCUGAUGCUCAGUUCAUCAGCUUCCUGUGGAUGCGCCGACGUCUUCAGAAAGCCAUUUGUUACAUCGACUGUGCGGGUGCCAACAUGUGUGAGGUGGAGAAAGUGGAAGCAGCUCUCAGACGUGCAGCCGAGGUUCAUCGUAACCAUCCGACUAUCCAAUUGAUCAGAACGAACACCGAUGAAAUGGUCUCCUCAUCUCACCGUCCCGAUACAGAGUUGGAGAGCGAUCAUGAUGAUUCACCAGAAAAUUUGCUUUGCAAACUCCAGUUAAAGCAUUGAAAACCCUGCACCCCUUCGAACCCAGCAGGUAAAUGUGAGUUGUUGUACUGAAGAGACAAGUCCCAUUCAGCCAGAUGAUUCCAAGCAUUUGCAGGGCUUAUUAGAUUUGUGGUCCUUAGUCUAAAGUCACAUAGAAGGAGGCUGAUGAACCACAAGUGAUGCAAUUUAUGUGCGAUCUAUAUUUGUCUCAAUUUUAUAAGAUAGGUCAUAUAUUUCCUUGAGAGUGAUCUUGAUUGAUUUUGUGUGUGAAGUGUAUUUUUAACGACGUUUGUAUGUGAGCUAUAUUUUUAAAUUUUCUUUUCUGAGAUGGGUUGUGUUUUUGCUUGAAAGACAAGGAUGAUAUAUUCCUUGAAAAUAAUCAUGAGGGCAUUUUUACUCUAA